Triticum turgidum subsp. durum (durum wheat) is the source of this 849-nucleotide messenger RNA. NCBI's taxonomy places the organism in Eukaryota, Viridiplantae, Streptophyta, Magnoliopsida, Poales, Poaceae. The record is from the annotation of a GenBank genome assembly.
AUGUAUCUCCCGCUCAUCGACGCAUGUCGCCGCCGUCGCCGCUGCUCCGACGAGCCUCCGUGCUACGUCGACACGCUCCUCGACCUCGAGGUCCCGGUAAAAGACGACGACCAUGUGGCCUCUGUAGGUGUCGGCGGCUCUGAGCAGCAGCAGAGGAUCAGCGACGCAGAACUCGUAGGGCUGUGCUCGGAGUUCCUCGGUGCUGGGAGUGAAACCGUAGCCGCGGCAAUCCAGUGGAUCAUGGCGAACCUGGUGAAGCGCCCAGACAUACAGGAGGCUGUCCGUAGAGAGAUCGACGAUUCUGUGGGCGCCGAGGCCGAGGAGGUCGGCGAGGAGGUUCUUGAGAAGCUGGAGUACCUCAACGCCGUCGUCAUGGAGGCUCUUCGGCUACAUCCUACCACAGCUUUGGUGUUUAGGCAAGUGAUGAAAGAAGAUGAUGUUGUUCUUGAUGGCCGACGCAUUGGAGUGGGCACCACGGUGAUCUUUCCACUGGAGGCUCUAGCGCGUGACAAGACGGUGUGGGCUGACCCCGAUGUGUUCAAGCCGGAGAGAUUCCUAGCUUCCGGAGGUGGAGAAACCAUGAACCUCGUGGCAGCGGCAGGUAGCGCCGGGAAGAUGAAGAUGAUACCGUUUGGUGCCGGCCGGAGGAUUUGCCCCGGCAUGGGCGUCGCGAUGCUCCACAUAGGCUACUUCGUGGCAAAUCUCGUGAGGGAGUUCGUGUGGAAGGAGGCAGAGGGUGAACACACCAUUGAUCUUCAGCCACACACCAUCGUGUUGGUCACUGUCAUGAAGCGGCCACUACGAGCUCAUCUUUUGCAAAGGCGACGGGACGCAAAAAAUACAAGUUAA